AUGGCUUCCAUUUCGAGUAUCUCUCCUCCGAACCUCCCUUUCCCGAAGCAAAACCUCUCCGUUACCUUCCCUCUCAAACGACCCUCACUCCUCCACUUCCCUUCCCAACCCUUGUGCCUCUGUCUCAACUCCGUCUCCGACGACAACCACAACAAUACAAACAAUAACGACCGCCGAUGGGAUUCGAUGCUCCACGAAUUCGUCACCGGCGCUAUGAAGCAAUUCGAAUCGUACAUAAACGCGCUCAGGAAAGGUAGUGCUGCCGGUGAAGACAAAGGUGAUGUUAACGAUGAAGGAUGGGAUUGGAAUCGGUGGCGGCAGCAUUUCGACGAGGUUGACGACCAGGAACGUAUUGUCAUCAUCCUCAAGUCGCAGUUACGUCAUGCUGUAUACGUGGAGGAUUAUGAAGAAGCUUCUAGGCUUCAGGUGGCGAUUGCAGCCGCAUCUAACAAUGACAGUGUUGGAAAAGUGAUAUCUCUUCUUAAAAGAGCCAUAAAAGAAGAGCGGUACAGCGAUGCAGCUUUUUUAAGAGAUAAAGCUGGUGCUGGACUUGUGGGUUGGUGGGCUGGUAUUUCAAAAGAUGUAAAUGAUCCACAUGGUUUAAUUGUUCGCAUAACCCCAGAGCAUGGAAGAUAUGUGGCAAGGAGUUAUAGUCCUAGGCAACUUGCAACAUCUGCUGCUGGUGUUCCUCUAUUUGAGUUUUUUCUUACAAUGGAUAAAAAAGGUGACUUCAAGUCGCAGGCUGUGUAUCUAAAGCGAAAAGGGUCCUACCGAGGCCCCCCAACAAUGUCCUCUAAAACAUCGGAUGCUAGUGAGCUGUUUGUUGUGAGUACUGAAGAUUCAGAAAGUGGUGAUGAUAGGAGUGAUGGCUCUGACCCUUCUGAGAGAAUGCCUACAUUUCAGAAUGUCUUGAAAGAUAUGAUUCCUGGUAAGGUGAAGAUUUUCAAAGUGAUAACUCCAGGCAAAGUUGACAAGGAUCUAAUAUCUAAGGUGAUAGAGGAAUUAAAUGAGGAAGAUGAAAAUGAAGAUGAAGAUGAAGAGAAGGAAAAUGAUACAGUAACUCUGGAACUGGAAGACAUUAUAUUGGAAACUGAUCAAGAGGGAGAUGAUGAGAACAAGAUAAAUGCCGAUCUGGGAACUUUUGAACGUGAAGAACAGAAUGAAAUUGCUGUCAAAGUUGUCAUUGGUGGUCUUAUGCAGAAACUUUCCAGCAAUUUAUCCCCUAGAGAUUUGCUUCGAGUUCCUGCUAAGUUGGAGACGAAGGAGCGUGGUUUAUUUUCCUUUACUGUUGAAAAUGUAGUCAAUCAGCAGGAUGGUCAUGACAAAGGGAAAUCUUCAUCAGAUAAAUCGAUUAAGUUUCAAAGUCGUCGCAGAGUUGAUCAUGUUAUUUCUGACAUUGCUAAGUUUAUUGGCAAGGAAAAUGUACCUGCAAAGGUGCUGAAAGAGGUAGGAGAAUUAAUAAGUCUCACUAUAAGUCAGGCUCAGAAUCAUCAACCAUUAUCCGGGUCUACGAUUUUCAAUCGCAUUGAAAUACCAACUUCAUUUGAUCCUCUAAACGGCUUAUAUAUUGGAACAUAUGGUCUUUAUUCCUCUGAAGUUAUUCAAAUGAGACAGAGAUAUGGUCAAUGGCAAGAAGAUGGUAGGGUGAAAGAGACUUCAGAUCUUGAGUUUUAUGAGUAUGUAGAGGCCUUGAAACUAACCGGGGGUCCUUAUGUACCAGCUGGCCAGGUAGCAUUUCGUGCAAAAGUUGGAAAGAUGUAUCAACUUCCACAUAAAGGGAUAAUUCCUGAAGAAUUUGGAGUGAUUGCUCGCUAUAAAGGUGAAGGAAGAUUGGCUGAGCCAGGGUUUCAGAAUCCUCGGUGGGUUGAUGGUGAACUUGUAAUUCUUGAUGGAAAGCACAUAAAAGCAGGGCCUGUUGUUGGAUUUGUGUAUUGGGCUCCAGAGUAUCAUUUUUUGGUCUUCUUUAAUCGGCUUAGGCUUCAGCAGUAG
Molecule: messenger RNA, 1989 nt
Organism: Vicia faba (fava bean)
Lineage: Eukaryota; Viridiplantae; Streptophyta; Magnoliopsida; Fabales; Fabaceae
Source: the annotation of a GenBank genome assembly